This is a messenger RNA of Penicillium verrucosum, 690 nucleotides long. RefSeq lists its product as uncharacterized. The transcript is spliced from 3 exons. The record is from RefSeq and is a predicted model, not a curated record. The coding region runs from base 1 to 690 and encodes 229 amino acids. NCBI's taxonomy places the organism in Eukaryota, Fungi, Ascomycota, Eurotiomycetes, Eurotiales, Aspergillaceae.
AUGGAGCUUACUUCUUACAGCGUCGAGGGUACUGAUCGGUUUGUCCACCGAUUAGGGGAGAUUUACCCCACAGGCACCUUCUCCGACCUCACCAUUUACACCACAGACCAAGCCCUGAAGGGAAUUAAAGAGGCCCAUACACUCGAAAUCAAGGAUGAGCAUCCACGUGUCGUUGAAGCCAUGAUAAACUCUUUCUACGGACUACAUUACGACAUCAACCAAUUCUCGCCUCGAAUGUGCCCCCUGUUGUUUAAUGUCCAAUUAUACGCCAUUGCCAACAGAUUCGAAGUGGAAUAUCUCAAAGUUCAAGCAAAAUUAACAUUCGUCACGCUCGCCCAAGACCACUGGGACAAAGCCGAAUUCUUGACUGCUGCUUCUGAGGUGUACAAAACAACACCACAGUCGGACCGAGGUCUCCGGGAUGUGGUAGUCGCGGUUUGUCAAAAGUACAGGAGGGAGUUGCGUGAGAAGAAAGAAUUCGAGAACCUGGUUCAAGAAACUCCCGGGCUUGCUACCGAUAUUGUGCUGCUUUCGCACAGGUGGUUGCCUCAGUCUGCGUCUACGAGAGUUCGUCUUGUUCAGUCUUUCUCUUGUCUGUCUUGUUUUGCGAAAUGGCAGAUCCAGGUGGGGUUGGCUGAGUUCUUUACUACUUGUCCGUUUUGCCAUGAUGACAAGGUUGGGACUAUUUGA